Messenger RNA from Drosophila sechellia, 4133 nucleotides. It is a transcript of the gene Vps15, whose product is annotated as vacuolar protein sorting 15. Gene Ontology annotation, biological process: protein targeting to vacuole; autophagy of peroxisome; late endosome to vacuole transport. Gene Ontology annotation, cellular component: nucleus-vacuole junction; late endosome; phosphatidylinositol 3-kinase complex, class III, type I. The record is from RefSeq and is a predicted model, not a curated record. Gene Ontology annotation, molecular function: protein binding; ATP binding; protein serine/threonine kinase activity. The transcript is spliced from 8 exons. Lineage: Eukaryota; Metazoa; Arthropoda; Insecta; Diptera; Drosophilidae. The coding region runs from base 1 to 4038 and encodes 1345 amino acids.
AUGGGCAAUCAACUAGUGGGCAUUGCCCCUUCGCAGAUUUAUGCGGUGGAACACUAUUUUUCCGGCCAGUUUGGAUCGGAGAUCACCUUUAGUUCCAAUAUGGGCAGCACGAGAUUCUUCAAGGUGGCCAAGGCUAAAACGGAUGAGGGCCAGAUAGUGGUCAAGGUGUUUGUAAAGCACGAUCCCACUUUGCCACUGGAGGAUCACAAGGAGCGACUGGAGGGCAUCAAGAAGACACUCUCGCUGGCCAAUGCCGUCAAUUGUUUACCCUUUCAGCGGGUCGAGCUUAUCGACAAGGCAGCCUACAUAAUGCGCGAGUAUGUGAAGCACAGUCUCUAUGAUCGCGUUUCCACACGCCCAUUUCUUACCGUAUUGGAGAAAAAGUGGAUUACGUUCCAGAUUUUGUGCGCCUUGAAUCAGUGCCACAAACAGAAGAUCUGCCACGGAGACAUCAAGCUGGAGAACAUCCUGAUUACGUCCUGGAACUGGAUCCUUCUCUCUGACUUUGCCUCCUUUAAGCCCACAUAUUUGCCGGAGGACAAUCCCGCGGAUUAUACGUACUUCUUUGAUACGAGUAGAAGAAGAACCUGCUAUAUUGCACCCGAACGAUUCGUUAAAACACUGGCCUCCGAUGAUGAUGGUGGCAAUGGCAAUAUGUCGGUCAUACACACAGAUUCCAUAAUUCGACUUGCUCCUAGCUAUGCGGGAAACACAUUGUUGCCAGCCAUGGACAUCUUUUCGGCAGGCUGUGCCUUGCUGGAACUCUGGACGGAGGGAACUGCGCCCUUUGAACUCUCCCAGCUGCUGGCUUACAGGCGUGGCGAGCGAGAUCUGGUGGAGAAACACCUGGCGGGCAUCGAAAACGAACGGUUACGCAAUCUGCUGGCCUCCAUGAUUGACAUACACUCGAUGAACCGAAAGAGCGCCGAGGAUUAUUUGGAUCAGGAGCGCGGUCAGCUGUUUCCAGAAUACUUCUACUCCUUCCUGCAGUCGUACUUGCAAAUGUUCAGCUCAACACCAAUCAUGUCGCCGGAUGACAAGAUUCAGUGUCUGCAUAAGGACAUUGGGCACUGCAUAAAAGUGCUGACACAGGCCCAGGAUUUAACACCGGAAGAGGAGGAAAAGAAUGAUGAAGAAGAAAAGAAGGAUCCCACGUUGUGUGCCCGUCUGCCACCGGAGCAUGAUGGUCUCAUUUUGAUCAUCACGGUGGUCACAUCCUGCAUCCGAGGACUCAAGCAGUCGAAUACAAAAAUUGCAGCCUUGGAACUUCUGCAAAAGCUAUCGAAGUACACAACAUCCGAGACCAUCCUGGAUCGCAUUCUGCCCUACAUUCUCCAUUUGGCCCAGAAAUCACCAGCCAAGGUGCAAGUUCAGGCCAUCGAAACUCUGACCGCCUGUUUGGGCAUGGUAAAGGACAUUCCACGCAGCGAUGCCAACGUGUUUCCCGAGUAUAUUCUGCCCUCCAUCACCGAUUUGGCCAGCGAGUCGAGUGCAGUUAUUGUUCGCGUGGCCUUUGCCCGGAAUAUAGCUGCACUGGCCAAGAGCGCUGUCUACUUUCUGGAGGAAACGCAGCGAAAUGCUCCUAACGAUAUGCCCACGCCACGCUACGAGGCAGAACUGAACGCCCUCCAUGACAUAGUUAGACAGGCAGUGCUCAGUCUGUUAACGGAUUCCCAACCGGUGGUCAAGCAAACACUGAUGGAGUCGGGCAUCUGCGAUCUCUGUGCUUUCUUUGGCAAGGAAAAGGCCAACGAUGUGAUACUUUCGCACAUCAUGACGUUCCUUAACGAUGAGGACAAGAAUUUGAGGGGAGCAUUUUAUGACAACAUCGCUGGAGUUGCUGGCUAUGUGGGCUGGCAGGCGUCGGACAUUCUCGUGCCACUUCUGCAGCAAGGUUUCACGGAUCGCGAGGAGUUCGUCAUCGCAAAAGCCAUUCGUGCUGUGACCAUUCUUAUCGAACUGGGUCACAUAAAGAAGCCAGCCGUUACGGAGAUAGUCCAAGAGACAGCCUGUUAUCUGUGCCAUCCAAAUCUUUGGGUUCGUCACGAAAUCUGCGGCAUGAUUGCCACCACGGCGCGUAAUCUAAGCGCCAUCGAUGUGCAGUGUAAGAUCAUGCCGGCGAUUGGGGCAUUUCUCAAGGCCCCGCUCAUCCAGGUGGAGAAGCCGCACAUCCUGCUGGACUGUGUGCAUCCGCCUGUUCCGCGGCAGAUCUUCGACAGCGUGCUGCGCUUCCAGGACAUUCAUCAUUUUAUCAGAGCGCUUGAGGCACGAUCGCGUGUUCGUAGUCAGACGAGACAGGGAGCUCUGCCGCAGUACGAGGAGAUGGGACAGACCCUGCGUAAUCUCUUUAGACGCCUAAGCUCUGAGGGUUUAACGGAUCUCAUUGAGAUGCAGCUGCUGGCCAUGAACCCAUUUCUAAUCUCCAUGAAGCACAAGGCACUACAGGAUCUGGACGAUACCGCCUCAGGAAAUGGACGCAUCGUGGUCAGUCGCAAGCAAGUCGCUUGUCAUGAAUAUCCGCUGGCGGACAAAGUUAGCAAAAUGCCCCUCGAGAACCGCUCCAUCGAGGGUCCAACUCUAGCUUCGCCCGCCUCGGAUGCAGCAAUCACUCCGCUGGGAGCUGGCGGACUGGCCGGAAGUCCGGCCUCCGGAGCCGUAGUUCUUGGAGUGCCAACUGCCACCGUGAGUGCGGCCACUUCGCUGGGUGAAUACACGAUGCCGGAGCGAAACUGCUGGCUGGAACGUUCCUCCGAGUGCCGCAAGGAUCUCGAAUCGCUGACGGCCAAGAUCAAGAGUCGCUACAAUGUGUUGGCCAUCUCGCAGCGUUGCAGCUACGACAAGCUGGUGACACCCUAUCCAGAAGGCUGGCGGAUGAACGGCACUUUGGUGGCACACCUGCACGAGCAUUCGGAAUCCGUGAUCAAGCUGGCUUCAUUGCGGCCCCACGGAUCUCUCUUUGCCAGCGGCAGCAUAGACGGCACAGUGCGAUUGUGGGAUUGCAGCAAACUGAAUGGCAAUCAGGGUGUAAACAAAUCGAGGCAGGUUUAUUCGGCCAAUACACCCAUCUACGCACUGGCCGCCUGUGAUAGCGGACAAUCACUGGCGGUGGGCGGCAAGGAUGGCAGCAUGCUGAUGAUGCGAAUCGAUCGGAAUUCGGCAAAAAUGACGCUUCAACAGGCACUCAAUCAAAAUGAUCAUAAAGAUGGUCCUGUUGUGGACAUGCACGCCUACGAUCAGGCCACGCAAAGUGUCAUCGUGUACGCCACGCUAUAUGGCGGCAUUGUGGCCUGGGAUACGAGGAUGCAGCACAGCGCCUGGAGGCUACAGAAUGAACUUCGCCAUGGGGUGAUCACAACGAUCUGUGCAGAUCCAACUGGAUCUUGGCUGGCCACCGGUACCAGCGGCGGUAAGCACAUCUGCUGGGAUCUACGCUUCCGGCUUCCCAUUGCGGAAAUAAAGCAUCCGGCGGAUUCGUGGAUACGCAAGGUGGCCUGCCAUCCCACUGAGCCUUCAUACCUGAUCUCAGCAUCGCAGUCAAACAAUGAGGUAUCCGUGUGGAAUAUAGAGACGGGACAGCGGCAGACGAUUUUGUGGGCAAGUCCGGUGGCGGCUUUAUCGAGCGCUAGUCCCAGCGAUCCGGCCACCACGUGCGGCAUUCUCAGUGGCGUGGUCGAUGGUUCACCCUUCAUUCUCACCGGCAGCUCGGAUCAGCGGAUCCGGUAUUGGGACAUCACCAACCCAAAGAACUCAGCGCUUAAAGUACCUGCUGCCAAUGACAACCUGGCAGAUGUGGCUUUCAACUAUGGUGCCCGGUUAAUCGAUGGCAGCCAAGUGAUCGAGGAGCAAAUCAUUUCCAUGGCCAGUACGGGCGACUCGCAGCAGCUGCGUUCGUCCACGGAGGAGAAUCCCCGCUCGGGGCCGGAUAUGCCAACGGCCAGUCACCACGAUGCCAUCACGGAUCUGCUGAUGUGCAAGGACAAGGGCCAGAUCUACAUAGCCUCUGCAUCGAGAAACGGUGUCAUCAAGCUGUGGAAGUGAGCGCCCACUAAAUAGUAUUUAAUUAUUCAACUGUGAUUAGCCUAAUAAACUGCAAUAUGUGUAACUAUUUAAUAAACGUUUGCUUCUAAACUGUA